Messenger RNA from Didymella exigua CBS 183.55, 531 nucleotides. RefSeq lists its product as uncharacterized. The coding region runs from base 42 to 311 and encodes 89 amino acids. The transcript has a single exon. The record is from RefSeq and is a predicted model, not a curated record. Lineage: Eukaryota; Fungi; Ascomycota; Dothideomycetes; Pleosporales; Didymellaceae.
GACGGGUCUUGCACCUGCUCGACCAGAUAACGGAGGGUCGAAUGGUGCUGCGUGCACGAUGCAGAUGCGCAACCUACCAGCUUGGUACCGAUGGCAUGAGACGCAGCUGUGAAUGCAGGUGCUUGAGGCAUUUCCGGCAUGCAGCCCUCUUAAGGUUGUCGAUGUUCAUGAACAACGCUAUGCGCAAGGGGCUUAGCCGGGUCCGCGUGCGAGACAGGCUCCGCUUGCUCCUUCCUCGUCUUCCGCUUCAGCAGCUGCUCAGAAGUUUCCCUUCCGCCACUCUGUCGUCCAUUUGGAUGUCACCCAUCUAAUCCGCCCCAUCUUCUCUUCCGCUUCUUCAUCAUGUUGCGCACAACGUUGCGACAAUGCUCCCGGCAGCUGCAGAGCUGUUCGGCAAAAGCAAGGCUCUCGACGGUCGCCGCCUCGCCAGCCAGGACGAAUGUCAUCACGACCUGCCGUCGCCCGUUGGCGAAAGCUCAGCGUCGCCACUAUGCCCUCGCCGCAGAGGAGACUGACAAGGGCGUUGUACGU